Molecule: messenger RNA, 6450 nt
Organism: Gallus gallus (chicken)
Lineage: Eukaryota; Metazoa; Chordata; Aves; Galliformes; Phasianidae
Gene: PDXDC1
Product: pyridoxal dependent decarboxylase domain containing 1
Exons: 23
Coding region: 2476-4806 (776 amino acids)
Biological process (GO): carboxylic acid metabolic process
Cellular component (GO): intracellular membrane-bounded organelle
Molecular function (GO): carbon-carbon lyase activity; pyridoxal phosphate binding
Source: RefSeq, a predicted model, not a curated record
GAUUCGCGGUGGGCCUGCGAGGCGAGCGGUCCGGAGAGGUGAACGGGCCGCGGCGGUCGCGUCGCUCGAUGGGACGGGCUGAGUGGAGAGAGCCGGGGCCGGCGGUUGGCGAGAGCUUGGGUUUGCGCAUCGCCAGCUCCUGGGUUGCGGCCGUGCCCGCGCUUCGUCGGCGCUUAACGCCUGGUUUGUGCCGAGCGAGCCUGAGGAACUUGAAGCAUCGGCGGGGCCCUGCUGCUGCCCGGCCGUGCCCAGCGAAACGCUUUGGGAACUCUUCUAUUCCCUUAAAAUAAGAUGAGUGGUAUUUUCUGGGAAUGUUAGGCUUCAGCAGGAGAAUAUUUGACUUUCUCUCUCUCUCUCUCUCUCUCUUUUUUUUUUUUUUUUUUUCAUUUUAUCCUGGAGCUUUUUGCAGCCCCAGGUUUGCUCUCCUGUGUACUCUACUAAGCAAAUAUUGAUUCUGUCAUAGCAUAAGUAACUGACUAAAUUUAUUAUGCUGUAGUCACUGUGAAUCAGUGAGAACCUAGCGGUUACCCAGGACCUGUCACGCUUGUGCUGUGUCUUACUGUACCUGCUGCGCUUCCUGGAAGGGAACGGGCUGCUCAUAUUAUGACUGCUUGUAUGUGGCUCAGCGCCAUUGUCACUGUCUUUGAGACAGGAUUUAUUUGAAAUAAUUUAUUUUUUAUGCAGUUAAGAUGUUAAUGUAUCCCUUCCUCUUUACAUCAUUUACUGUACUCAGCGUGCUCAGUGCUAUGUAAUCUUUGGAAUCAGCUAGACAAGUGUGCAUAGGCUGUGCUGUUGUAAAAUGAGUAAAAAGGGAAUUCAGAAAGACUUCCUGAUGUGGUUAGUGAGUUGGUAGCAAAACGUUUUGCUAUUUUAAAUGAAAAUGAAAAAUGCAAUAUUUGAGACUUGGCUUUGGCAGGUUUGAAAAACUUUAGAUCUUUACUGGCUCUAGCAAAAAUCACACUGACUGCUGCUUAUUUAAGGAAGCUUAAUGAAGUAACAUCUAACUGAGCACAGCAGUUUGGAGUAUGAUCUUUGUUGUGCUUAAGUCUAGUUGACUUUAAAGAAAGCAUGUUGAUGCUCUACUGACAAACUUCUUAUAAGUUUCAUUGGACUAGGUUACUGUCAGCGAGGAAAAUGCGAUGCAAGAAUUACAUGCUUAAAUUUCUUAAUGAAGUCCACAUUUUGGUUACUUGUAUUGUUGAUGUAAGUUGUAGUUUGUAAACAGUGACGACUCUGAGAACUAAUGUGCUUGAUAGUCAGUAUGCACAAAUAAAUAGAUAUUUGUAAAGAGCUGUCAUUUGUUUUACUUUGUUUUUAUCAUGGCUUUUUUGUCCUUGGAUGAUAAAAACUGUGGUCCUCUAUUUAGUAAAUAUCAUAGUACAAUUAUUAUCUUUUUGGCACUUUGCAGUUAGUACCUUCUUGUGAUAGUUGUUGAUUGCUGUAAGUCACUAAAAUCUGCAUUUUAGUUGGUCUUGUGCAUGAUAUGUAAGAAGCGUUCCUCUAAAUCAAUUUGAAAUUCGUCAUCCAAGUUGGAAUAUGUUUAUCCUCAGCGAACUUGCAACCACUUACCUUGUGCUUGUUUAAACAGUAUCAAAAUGCAACUGAGCGCCUUUUACUUGAACCGUGGAUUCUUUUCUUUUUAUAUACUUAAACAUACAGCUUACUGGAGUAUCACUGAUAAGUACUUUAUGCCUUGUAUUAAAAUUCUUCAAUAAAGAAGUCAUUUUGGUAGGAUCACAUAACUAGCAAAAAGGUAGGGUGACAUCAAUUGACUACAUGCAUUAGUUUCAUACAAAUUAAGUUAUGUAAGUAGAAUAUAAAUUUCUUGAGAAUUGGAAACAUUUUAUGAUAGGGUUGUGAGGAAAACGUGUAGACUGCAACACAGGUGUGCACACCAAUGGUCUUGAAUGAACUUUUAUCAGCAGGCAUGACUUUUUUUUUCCUAGUAUAUGAAUAUUGUGUAUCAUAAGGAUUAUUUUCUUAAUGAAAUUCAGAAAUAUUCUUUGGGUGAACUUAAGAUAUAAUUCUUCUGGAAGCCUGAGUUAAACUUAAGUAAUGUGGGUAGCAGUAGAACUGUUUUUUUUGUUGUUGUUGUCUCCAUGUGUGUUGUGAUUUGUAAGCAAUCUCCUGUAGGAUUUAAACAUUUUAAGUUUCAAGUUAGGUGACUUUGGUUUAAAAAAAAAAAAAAAAAGACAUUUUUUACAUCUUCUUGCUGUCUCCAUGUAGUGGAAAAGCUAAGUCAUGGCCUGAAGCAGUGAUGGAGCACCUGGUGGGAAGGCAGGACCAGCUAGGGGAGCUCAGUUGCAUGCGAUGCAAUGCAGUGAGUGACUGGAAUGGGUGGAGUCCGGAUGCACCCCUUCCCAGCUCUCAUUUAAGGGCUGGCAGUGGAGGUGAAGGGAUCUCUCUGGAGAUCUGUACAUAUCUGAAGACCUUACAGGUCUUCCAAAACAGGUGGUUGACCCUACUCUAGCAGAAAUGGGAAAGAAUCUGAAUGAAGCCAUGAAGAUGCUCGAAGACAGUCAAAGAAAAGUGGAGGAGGAAAAUGAAAAGAAGUAUGCACGGAAGGAUAUUCCUGGACCGUUGCAAGGCAGCGGCCAGGAUAUGGUGAGCAUACUUCAGUUAGUUCAGAACCUAAUGCAUGGUGAAGAGGAAGAGGAGUCUUCACAAGCCUACCGACUUCAAAAUGUUGGUGAACAGGGUCACAUGGCUCUACUGGGACAUAGUUUGGCUGCCUAUAUAUCAGUACUGGACAAGGAAAGACUGAGGAAGCUCACAACAAGGAUCCUUUCUGAUACUACUCUCUGGCUCUGCAGGCUUUUCAGGUAUGAAAAUGGGUCAGCUUAUUAUCAUGAAGAUGAUCGUGAAGGUCUCCUAAAAAUCUGUCGACUUGUUAUUCACACAUGCUACGAAGACUAUACAGUAGAAGGAUUUAAUGUGCUAUGUACUAAGCAGCCUGUUAUAUACAUUAGUUCUGCAGCGAGAACAGGCUUGGGACAAGCUCUUUGCAAUCAGCUAGGAUUACCCCUCUCUUGCAUGUGCCGUGUGCCUUGUAACACUAUGUUUGGAUCUCAGCAUCAAAUGGAUGUUGCUUUGUUGGACAGAUUGAUUAAAGAUGAUGUUGAGUGCGGAAAACUGCCUUUGUUGCUUGUGGCUAAUGCUGGAACACCAGGUGCUGGGCACACAGAUAAACUUGGGCGGCUAAAGGAACUUUGUGAGCAGUAUAAUAUGUGGCUCCACGUAGAAGGUGUGAAUUUGGCAACUUUGGCUUUGGGUUAUGUCUCCUCUUCUGUACUGGCGGCCACGAAAUGUGACAGCAUGACUCUUACUCUGGGUUCCUGGCUGGGUCUGCCAGCUGUACCUGCAGUGACACUCUACAAACAUGAGGAUCCUUCUUUGUCCUUAGUAGCUGGGCUGACAUCAAGUCAGCCUGUAGAAAAACUUCGUGCCCUGCCACUCUGGCUCUCCUUGCAGUACUUAGGCCAUGAUGGGAUUGUGGAGAGGAUAAAGCAUGCUUCACAACUAAGUCAAAGGUUGCUGGAAAACUUGAAAAACCUGGAUUUCAUUAAAACUUCGGUUGAAGAUGAACUGAGUUCACCAGUGGUGGUUUUCAAGUUCUUUCAGAAGUAUUUAAAUAGAGAUCUAACACCACAUGCUGCACAGACCUCAGCUAUUCAGCACCCUGUAAUAAGUAAUGAAGGACACAUUUAUGACACUUUCAAUCAGUGGCUAGGAGACCAGUUGGCACAGAUGGUUCCUGCCAGUGGGAUUGAUGUGGUAGAAUUGGAAGAUGAAGGCACAUGUGUGCGUUUCAGCCCAUUAAUGACUUCUGCAGUUUUAGGAACUGAAAUACAAGAUGUUGAUCAGUUAGUAGACUGCUUAAAAAUGAAGAUACCAGUAUUGACAAGUACACUGCAACUGAGAGAGGAGUUUGAGCAAGAAGUGAGAAGAACAGUAGGCUUGUUGUAUAUUGAAGAUCUCAGCUGGCCAGGAUUAGGUGUUGUAAGAUACAGCUAUCACAGUGAUGAGAAGAACAAUGACAAUCAAGAAAAAGAAUUGGAAAAAAUUAAUACAGAACUUCUGAAAAAAUUAAAUGAACUGGAGUCGGAUCUCACUUUUUCUUUGGGCCCAGAAUUUGGAGGACAGAAGAACUGUGUUUAUAUUGGCAUGGUAACUGAGGACCUGGAUGUGUCAGAGUUAGUUGAAACUAUUGCAGCAACAGGCAGAGAAAUUGAAGAAAAUUCAAGAUUGUUGGAGAACAUGACUGAAGUUGUUAGAAAAGGGAUACAGGAAGCACAACUUCAGCUUCAGAAAGCAAAUGAAGAACGACUUCUUGAAGAGGGACUGCUACGACAAAUACCUGUAGUAGGUUCUGUGCUGAACUGGUUUUCUCCAUUCCAAGCCUCACCAAAAGGAAGAACGUUUAAUUUAACAGCAGGUUCACUAGAAUCCACAGAAUCUACGUAUGUAUCAAAAGCCCAAGGUACAGGUAUUACUCCGCCACCAACUCCUACUUCCAGCCUCACAAAGCAAAAACAUCUUGGUCAGAAAAUUUUUAAAAGGUCUCUCAGAAAUUCUGAUGCAUUUAGUGAGACCAGUUCAGUCAGCCACUGUGAUGAUAUGGAAAAGAUGGACCAGAGAUCCCCAACUCUGUCACCUGGCCAAGAGCAAAGACCACUGGAGCCAGAAAAAACAGAGCUGCUGCCCAAGGUGGUGCCACAGGCAACAAAUAAAGAUACUGAGGACAUUCAAAGCAGCAAAUCACUAAAUGACUGCACAAGUGUAGAAGAACAAGGAAGUCAAAGAUAAAGACUAGAUGCUGGAUUUAAGACUGUGCGAAUAAAUGACAUGCCUCAGAAGGUAGGGUAUUUUAAUGAUGCAUUUAAAAUGUGAACAGUGCCACACACUAAUACGGUAAUAACUACUGUAACUUGCUAACUAAGAUUUUGCACAAAUAUAAAUUUUCCCCACAAAGGAAAGAUUUGUCUUACUGUACACUUAGUACAGUUGCUUUAAUCCUCUGUACAUGUUGGUGUCAACAAAGUUGCAGUGAGAUUAACUGCCUGCUUGUAAACAUUUGUCAAGAAAAACAGGCGGUUAUAGUUCCAAUUAGACUUCAGUCUUUGACAGUAGAUGCUAACUCAGCAGCCAUGUAGAAAUUAAGAAUACAGUUGCACCCAAUAAUUGUAAAUUGAUCUUAUGUGUAUAUUUUUAAGAAACUGCUGGUUUUAAUAUAAAAGUGUUUUAAAAAAAAAAAUUGUUUAACCUCUCCAGUAAAACAGCCUGGUCACCCUAGUUCUAUUUUUGCUUUUUUUUUUUUUUCAACACUUCUAUGAAAAACAUUGCCAAGCAGCUGUGGUGCAAUGAGUGUUAGGGAUGGAUGCUUAUGUGUGUGUAUAUAUAUAUAUAAGUAGGAGUCACUGAAUUGUACUUUGUCAUCACCCAUUUUUUUUCCUGCUGUUUUAUGACUUGACCUGUUCAGCUGAGGCUCUAAGUACAGCAGGACUAAGUUACUGAGUUUUAAGCAGUUCAGAAAGAAAUAGUGCCUCUCCGUGCCUACAUGGUUUCUUGCUUCUAUCACUGAAAAGAAUCACCAACAUUUUUUUUCCUUUGCAUGACACUUAUAACACAUAUGUAGUAUUAACUGGACUUUUCUUGUUAUGUAUUUUUAAAGAUAGUUACAGUAAAGCUUGGGGGAAAAAAAAAAUCCACUAUAUUUGUGCUGAUUUCAACACUUUUGAAUAAUUUUAAAUUUCCUAGGGUAGGAAAUAUACAGAUAAAAUGAAAAUAUAUGGUUUAUUUACACUACAGGACAAGUUCAUAGUGUCCAGGAGUACUUAAGGCACAAUUUAAGUUAAGCUUUGGAUACAUCAAAAGCUAGUGCGCAGAUCUUCCUCCCUGCCCUCAAAUGAUCUAGUGUAGUUGCUUUGCAAGUUUUCAAAGCCUACUGUGGAAACAAGAUCUUUUGGAAAGUUUGCUCUGCAACAAGGUAUCUGAUUUUGGAGAAAAUCUUUCAAUCCCUACAGAGCUAGAUACAGAAGUACUAUAACUUUGUUUGUUCCUUUUUUCCAAAGGGUGUCAAUUUAAUGGCGAUAAUGGUGGCAGGAUUAACUGUGAUCUGAAAUGUUUUUUUUUUAAUACUAAUGUCACCCUCAUUUGACUUUCAGCAUCUAAAUCCUAUGGGUAAAUUUUGCUGUUGGGGUAUGUAACUUACAUAAAUCAGAGUGCAAUUUUUCUGAAGUGCAAAAGCAGUUACGUUGACUAGUCUUCCUCAGUGAUUUCUUUGGUGCAAUGAAUAAGUUAAUAAGAGUAAUUUGUGGGGAAUAAAGUUAUCACCACAAUGAUUAUUUUUUAAUGUUUUUAUAUUUGGAAUUGUUUAACCAGUAGUUUUGGUGGAAUGAGCUUCAUUCUUCAGCUCCUAUCUGACUGUUUCAAUAAAGAUUCUUCAAAUUA